CUAGCCUCCAGAUUGCAGCAUUUGCUCGUUGGAGGAUGCAGGAGACUGCAUGGCUUCGCUAGAUCUGAAAAGAUCGUUGCAAGAAUCCUGGUACUUAGCCCUCCUCUGGACGCCAUGUACAUUCAGGGUAAUCGUGGGCUUGCUCUCGAAGCUUUGGUGGCGCCGUGGGCAGCCAAUUGCUUGCUGGCGCCAAGACAAAUGCUUGAGCUUGACUCCCUAUUUUUGGGGCUCCUUAGCGAGCGUGUGCCACCUGAGCAGCCUCGUCUGAAUUUGCGCCAUGUCUAGAUCGAUGGUACGGAACAGUGUCACUUAUCAUAAAGACUGAGCAAUGCCCAGGUUUUCAGCCGCGAUGAAAGCCUUCGGAACUAAAUCUUCUCCUUCAGCCAAGCUGCGGUCUGUCUCAACCGCCGCACUACCUCUUUAUAACAUAUUCUUGCCCGAGAUCGUUGGUCCUCGCGAUUGGCUCGCUCUUCAGUCUUAUAAAGUCAUACAACUACGCCCACCCGCCUCAAAUCCGGUGUAAACAUCUGACUAUUCAAGAUCUAACCCAUCGCCUCGUCUGACUUGUUUCAGCAUACAAUACAAAGAAGAUGGCACCUACUCCCAAGAGCUAUUAUCAUUCCUCGAGCAGUAAUUACGAUAGCGGCUCCUCUGGUCUCUCUGCCGGAGCCAUUGUAGGCAUUGUCAUUGUUGUACUCAUCGCCAUUUUCCUUUGCACCUUUGCGUACAAAGUCUACAAAGCACGUAAAACUGGUCAACCUGUGAAUUACGGGACCAUAUUUGUUGAUUCUCUGAAAUGGGCGGCGUGCGGCGCUUGUCUUUGCUGUAUCGCUCUUUUUGCUUCUGAAAGUGGAGGCAACGACAACAAUGGAAACGAUAAUGGAGGCGCUGGCGAAGCCAAUCAGGAAUAUGCUUCCGUGCCACAAAUGCAGAUGCCAGAGCCGCAAGCAAAUUGGCAACCGCAAAUGAACUGGCAGCCAGUACAGUCGGAGGCCCAAGAUGGCAUUCAAGUGUGAAUGGAUUUCUUUAUGGCGGUGGACGCAAGGAACUCAUCUCUCACGAAUAUGGUUCGGCAUGACUUUUUAUGUAUAUCGUCGUUUUAUGAAACCGAUCUGAUUCAUGUAAUUUCUC
Molecule: messenger RNA, 1131 nt
Organism: Verruconis gallopava
Lineage: Eukaryota; Fungi; Ascomycota; Dothideomycetes; Venturiales; Sympoventuriaceae
Exons: 2
Coding region: 591-1016 (141 amino acids)
Source: RefSeq, a predicted model, not a curated record